AUUGUUGGUCUGCCAUCCCAGCUGCUCGGCCAUGGCCCCCAAGAAAGCCAAGAAGAGAACAGCAGAGGGAGCCAACUCUAAUGUGUUCUCCAUGUUCGAGCAGGCCCAGAUUCAGGAGUUCAAAGAGGCCUUCACCAUCAUGGACCAGAACAGAGACGGCUUCAUCGACAAAAACGAUCUGAGGGACACUUUCGCUGCUCUGGGGCGUCUGAAUGUGAAACAGGAAGAGAUCGACGAAAUGCUCAAAGAAGCUCCCGGCCCGAUCAACUUCACUGUCUUCCUUACCAUGUUUGGAGAGAAACUGAAAGGCGCUGAUCCGGAGGAGACCAUCCUCAACGCGUUUAAGGUGUUUGACCCUGAAGGAAAGGGCGUGCUGAAGAAAGACUAUGUGACACAGAUGUUAACAACACAGGCCGACCGGUUCUCCGCUGAAGAGAUGGAGCAGAUGUUUACUGCCUUCCCCCCUGAUGUGGCAGGAAACCUGGACUACAAGAACCUGGUUCAUAUCAUUACUCACGGAGAGGAAAAGGACCAAGAGUGAACCGUUUUUUCAUUUAUGUUUUUGCCUAAUAGAAAGUCUGCCUCUUGAAGGAGAGCCGUGAACAAAAUACAAACUCAGCUCUUAUGUUGAUUUCAUAGUUUUUUUGCACAAUGAGACCGCGUCCGGAUCUUAACAUGUUAUUUUUAAGACUCUAAAAACAGACAAUUAGGUGAUUUAAUACAGCAUGCUCUCUUUCCCCUUUCUGUUUUAUCAGUUUAUAUUUCCACA
This is a messenger RNA of Nematolebias whitei (Rio pearlfish), 769 nucleotides long. RefSeq names its product myosin, light chain 2a, regulatory, cardiac, slow (gene myl2a). NCBI's taxonomy places the organism in Eukaryota, Metazoa, Chordata, Actinopteri, Cyprinodontiformes, Rivulidae. The transcript is spliced from 7 exons. Gene Ontology annotation, cellular component: myofibril; cytoplasm. The coding region runs from base 32 to 541 and encodes 169 amino acids. Gene Ontology annotation, molecular function: calcium ion binding. Gene Ontology annotation, biological process: heart development; cardiac muscle contraction; muscle cell fate specification. The record is from RefSeq and is a predicted model, not a curated record.